Messenger RNA from Paramecium pentaurelia, 1624 nucleotides. Lineage: Eukaryota; Ciliophora; Oligohymenophorea; Peniculida; Parameciidae. The record is from the annotation of a GenBank genome assembly.
AAUGUCAGAAUUACCAUCCAUUUAAAAUUAAGAUGUCUCAGGUCCAAGGAAUGAAUAGAAAGAAUUAAUACCUUAAGAAAAAGAGACUACUAAAAAUAUCUCUGAAUAAUCACUCAUAAAAUAAGAGUUAUACAACGACGAUGAAAUGAAAGCAAUUAUGAUAUCAGGAAUAAAAUCAAUGGUAGGGGGAUUAUUAUUACAUCUGGAACUUGGUACUUUUUAUGUUUGGGGAUCAAUAAGUAUAAUUAAAUCAUAUUCUAAUUAUAGGUCCAUAUGUGUGUGCUUGGAUGAGAGAGAAGGACUUAAGUGUAACAUUGAAUUAUAUGGCUAUUAUAUUUCCUAUUCUUGGUUUAAUAACAAUGUCAUGUUUGUCAUUUGGAAUAAAGAUAGCUGAAAAAAUUGGAUUUAAACUUACAAUAGGAAUAUGUUCAACAUCAAUAGCCUUGGCAUUUUUGAUAAUAUCAUUUGUUCAAGAUAUUGGUGGUUUCAUAGCUAUCUAUUGUAUAAUGGUUGGAAUAUCAGGAGGAUUAGCAUAUAUGUUACCAAUAAUUUGUGGAUGGAGACAUUUCCCAGAUAAAAGAGGAUUAGUAUCUGGAAUAACUAUAGGUGGAUAUGGAUUUGGGUCAUUCAUCUUCAAUUUUGUUUGUAAAGCAAUAGCAAAUCCAGACAAUGAAAAACCAAGUCUUAUAUUUGAAGAAGAUGGUGAAAAUGUGAAAUAUUUUGAUAAUAAAGUUGGAGAUCGAGUUCCUUUAAUGUUAUAGAUUAUGGCAGCAUGUUAUUUAGGAUUAGCCAUUCUAUCAACUUUAUUAGUAAGAUUCCCAUAGGAAAUAGAUGUAGAAAAAUUGAUAGCUACAAUUGAAGCUAAAAAAAAGAAAAAUGCUGCUGAAAAUCCUAAUCAAUAAAUUCAUGUACCAUCAUCUUAUUUACCCCCAGAAAAGGAAUGUUAAACAAUGUAAUAUAAUUAUAUUUAAUUUUAGAUCAAAAGGAGUUAAACAUAUAGUUUUCCCAAUACUGGUUUUGAUUGUUUUAAUGUCAUGUACUUUAGGAAUGUUGAUAUCUAAUUGCUAUAAGUUUUAUGGAUAAGAAUUAGGAAUAGAUGAUGCCACACUUACAGCUACUGGAUCUGUUGCUGGUGUAAUGAAUGGAUGUUCUCGUUUCUUCUGGGCUACUUUAUCUGAUAAAACCUCAUUUAAAUUUACAUUCACAUUAAUAUCAAUUCUGAAUUUAAUUACUUCAGCAAUAUUACCUUAUAAUUCUGAUGGGAUUGGAUAUCUUUUGUUGAUUGCUAUUGUUUAUUUAGCUGAAGGAGGAUUGUUAGCAACAUAUCCUUUGAUAUGUGCCACAGUUUAUGGCAAAAAGAUUGGAGGGUUAAUGUAUGGAUUUCUAUUCUUUAUGAUUGGUGUCUGUAAUAUGCUUGGUUACAUAUUCUAUAGAUUUGCAAGAUUAAAGAUUGGAUGGGAAGGUGUUUAUUGGAUUUGUUUUGGAAUGAAUGUUGUUGGAAUCAUACUGGGUAUUAUUUUAAAGGAAAAAGGAUAUGAUUGGAGAGAUGUUUAAGUUUAAGCAUCAGAUUAAUUAAGAAACGAAAAUUCAGAACAUUAACAAUUACAGUAAUAACAAUGAUUUU